Eimeria maxima is the source of this 519-nucleotide messenger RNA. RefSeq lists its product as hypothetical. The transcript has 6 exons. The coding region runs from base 1 to 519 and encodes 172 amino acids. Lineage: Eukaryota; Apicomplexa; Conoidasida; Eucoccidiorida; Eimeriidae. The record is from RefSeq and is a predicted model, not a curated record.
AUGCGCGUCGACUGCAUUGAUAUCCUCUCCGCCCUCAUGCAGCACUGCCCAGAGAAACUAAGCUUCGAAGCCAUGGAGGCUCUGCAACAUGUCGGCACGUAUCUUUCUCCACUACCCGAUUCGCCCUUCAGUGAUGAGCUGCUUCUCUCUGAGCACUCGAAAACUGCUGAGAGGGUUUUGCAGAUUGCUCCUGUUUUGUGGUACAAUGCCCUUAUACAUGAGGACGGGGAGCCUGUCCGCGUAAUGGCGGUAGCGACGAGCCGCAGCUUCUACAUUGUGGAGAGGCCUGCAGGAUUACGUGAUCCUCUACAUCCAGAGGUGGAGUACAUAUUUCGUCGUGGCAAAGGAAUUCAAAUUUUCGAAAUUCGAAAUUAUCGACGACUGACAAGAAUUGUUAAAGGAUUCCCCGCAGAUAAUUGGCUAGCUGCUGGAUGGAUACAUAAGAUGUGCAUGAAUUCUUCAUUAACUGGAAGUAUUGGUUUGCCUUCGAUCCAACCAGUGCAGGUCUGUCUCCUGUAA